AUGGAUUUGGAAGCACCGAAAUUGGAAGAGCUAUCACAAAAGGACACGAACAUCACACAGAGAGCCCAUAUCACGGCACAACUCGAAAAGGUUAUCAGAAAAGUAAAAGUAAACGCGACGAAAGACAAUCCUCUAAAUAUUAAUACGAGGACUGUGCAUUUUAGAUGGCCUCAAAACGAAGAAACUUAUGCAUCAGAGACGAAACAGGAGAGAAUAGGUCAACAACAGGAUCAACAAGAUGAAGAGCAACAAGACGAAUAUCAACAAGGGGCAAAGAAACGAAAACGCACAAAUAGUGCGAGUAAAAGAAAAAAUAAAGAAAAAGAGGAUCAGGAUAAGGAAGGAGAUCAAGAUGAGGGUCGACUUGAAGAAUCGGGUCAGUAUGAAGCGAUGGAUACUUUAAAUAUAUUUGGAAACGACAAUUUUAGUGAGGGAAGUAGUAAGUACUGGGUGGCCAGUGAAACAUUAGAGAAGAGGAUAGAAGAGGAUAUCUUCAUCGUCAUCACCACACCGAAUAUUCCACAUUGA
Ambispora gerdemannii is the source of this 528-nucleotide messenger RNA. The record is from the annotation of a GenBank genome assembly. NCBI's taxonomy places the organism in Eukaryota, Fungi, Glomeromycota, Glomeromycetes, Archaeosporales, Ambisporaceae.